UUCCUUUGAUUGCGAGAAGUUACUUCAAAAUUCGUCUUUCUGAGAAUCGGUUUGCGAAAUCUGGCGGGAAAAUGGAGCUGCUCAAAUUGUCUAAAUUCAGGCUCCAUCUUCGAAUCCUAGUCAACGAAGUUCGUGAACUCAGAGAAAGAGAGCAUUCUGCCACCGAUCAGCUUAACCGUUUAGUUGAGAAGCAGAAGCAAACGGAAGAAGAAUUUACCAGAAAGCUAACGGAAUUGCAAGCAGAGUUGUCUUCUUCCAAUGAACUUCGGCAUAAACUCGAACGGCAGGUAAGUUACCUUCAAAAUGACAAUGCUCUGCUCGAAAAUAAGCAAAAAGAGUUGAAAGCGAGCAUAAAUUGCUUCCUCCUGUCAAGGGAAAACUUUGUGAAAGCUUUUGAGGACUCUACUUGUGAAAUGAAACGAUCCAUUCAAACCAGAGAUAGAAAGGUUGCUAUCCUCUCUGAGAAGAUAAAUGCUCAUUUGUUACUGUUUGAUUCAAUAGAAAAGGAAGCUUUCUAUGUCAAACAAGUUUUGGAUAAUGUGCAAAGGCUUGUGAGGGAAAAAGAAGAAAUAGAGGCUGGCUUAAGGAGAAAAAUGGAUAAGGUUUGUGCUUAUGAGAAAGUCUUCAUUGAAAAAAUCUCUGACCUGGAAAGUAACCUGAGAAGGGAUGAGAAUGAACUUCGGAGAAAAGAGAGAAUAAUUUUAGAGCUUGAAGGACGGCUGGAGGAUACAAAAAUUAGUAGCAACUGCCAACAGCAAAUAGAAGACCUCCAGGAAACAUUAUCAGCAAAAGAUAUGGUCAUCCAGAAUUUACUAUCGGACAAGAAGGCACUGCAUUUGGAAUUGCGGAGUCUUGCAAUUAUCUUGAAGAAGAUUCAGGAUGCUGUGAAAAAUAUGAAUGAGGAGGAUAGAAAAGCAUUCUCCUCAGUAUUUGGAGGCCAAAAAGUGCAUUCUGAAAUCAAAGGAAGAGAAAAUGGCAGGAUAGAAGAUAUGUGUCAAAAUAUUGAAGAAAAUUUUCCAUGCGAGGCUUGUGAAGGAGACACUGCAGAGAAUACAGCUUCCUUGUGCCAGGAGCAUGAUUUAGUAAACUGCCCUUCACAAGGCAACACUAAUUUGGACUCCUGUAUCUCAGAGCCAAGUUCUUUAGAACAUCACUCUCCAGCAAAUGUCCCGAGGAUUUCUGCUACUGAAGUGAAGGAGAACGACACAGCAUCAGUUUACCAUCAAGAUUCAGAAGCCUCAGACAACCCAGGUGAAGAGCGAUCGAUCAGUCUGCUUUCUGAUGCCUGAAAACCCAUUUCCUUGUUACUAAUUUAGCCCUGAAUUCAGACAUUUUAUUUUCAUCACUCAUGCUUGGUGUGAGCUACCACCAAGAUUGAGGUCAAGUUCAUGAAUUUCUGGGGUUUUGUUUUGGAAUAGAAAAUAAGUAGAUGAAUAUAUUUUAAUCAUUCUCUUUAGCAGUUUUUGUAUAAUGGCUUGUAAAUUGAAUUUUGGGUCUAUGUUAAAACUAAGACAAGUUAUAGUAUAAAGUAUUUUUUAAA
Diospyros lotus (date-plum) is the source of this 1540-nucleotide messenger RNA. RefSeq lists its product as uncharacterized. The coding region runs from base 72 to 1289 and encodes 405 amino acids. The record is from RefSeq and is a predicted model, not a curated record. Lineage: Eukaryota; Viridiplantae; Streptophyta; Magnoliopsida; Ericales; Ebenaceae. The transcript has 15 exons.